UCACUGCGCCGCGCCGCUCCGCAUCUUACGCAAAUUACGUAACGAGUCACUGGCGAGGCUUUUUCAGCUGGUUAGCCCAAAAAACAUCCCAGAACAUGAGCAACAAAACCAGACGAAGAAAGACAAUAAGAUAACAAAUCACUCCGAGAAUAGAAAGAUAACCUGUUUAGGUGGUACGUUGAAACAUCCGGCACACAGCAUCCCUCACACCCGGAGGCCAAAGCUUCGCCUGGUGUUCUGUAGGACUAAGCAGCUGUGUGACAGAUUACCAGUGGAUGAGUACAGACAUCCAGCGUUUAUAGGAUCUCAUGCUCUAAAACCAACUAGCCAAGACCUAUGGCAAUAAAUCACACGCCUAAAGUAUUUACCCGAAUACCAGAUGUAAGAAAGGGGGUACCUCUGGACUAGUUUUUGAUAAACUCAACACAGUCCUGCGGUCAAAGUCUGCAGAGGGGUUGGGGUGCAUGGGUGUUGUACUGACAGCAGGCUGUUGUCAUGGUGGACUGGUAUGUCUGAGCCUGAAGCUAGCAUAGCUUCGCAGUUUCAUAUAGCAUGUUAGCAUAUGGCUAACCACGUAUGGUGACUGAUCAGGCCAUUAUCCUCUUCCCCUCCAUCACCAUCUCUGGCCCCCUUCAAGGGGGUAUAAACUAGCUGGUAGUGGUGCCCCCUUACCCCGUCAUCUCUUCAUUUCUCUUUCAUUUAGCCAUCUAUCCACCCCCACCCCAACAAUCAUCAGCUUUCUUUCGCCCUCAUCAGCCCUCCUCACUUUUUUUGUCGUACUAAGCACUCUUUCGCUCUGCCUAACUCAGCUCUCGUCCUUUUUGAUAUCCACUUCUUUCCUUUGAAUUCAUCGCACAUCUGUCCCACCACAGCUCAGUCCCUGCCCUCUUUAAAUUCAAACCUCAAGCCCACUUUAAUUCACACUUUGGCCCUGCCUAGACCACCCUGAACGUCUGACAGUCGAGCCGCUGGGCAGUUGUUUUUGGUAGUUGCUUUUGGUUGCAUGGAAUCGGCUUAACCGUGGAGAGGCCAGGCUACCACAAACUGAUGGACUUUGACAAGCGGGGAGUAGGGGGAGGAGGAGGAGGAGGUGGUGGCGGUGGAGGAGGAGGAGGAGGAGGUGGUGGUGGUGGUGCAGGUGGAGGAGGUGGAGGGAAGGGGGAGACAGAGGAGGGGAAGAGGAUGCCCGGGAAGACGGGGAGUCGAUCAGGGCACGGUGGCCGGGGUGCAAGCUCCAACUCCGGGGUUCUGAUGGUCGGACCAAACUUCCGGGUCGGAAAGAAGAUCGGCUGUGGGAACUUUGGAGAGCUGCGACUUGGAAAGAACCUGUACACCAACGAAUACGUGGCUAUCAAACUGGAGCCAAUCAAGUCGCGGGCGCCACAGCUCCACCUAGAAUAUCGCUUCUACAAACAGCUGGGAAGCUCAGAGGGCGUACCCCAGGUGUUUUACUUUGGACCGUGUGGUAAAUACAAUGCUAUGGUUCUGGAGCUACUGGGACCCAGCUUAGAAGAUCUGUUUGACCUCUGUGACCGGACCUUCUCUCUAAAGACUGUACUCAUGAUAGCCAUACAACUGAUAACCCGCAUGGAGUUUGUCCACACCAGAAGCCUGAUCUAUCGAGACGUGAAGCCUGAGAACUUCCUGGUGGGCCGACCCGGCUCCAAACGGCAACACACCAUCCACAUCAUAGACUUUGGCCUGGCGAAAGAAUACAUAGACCCAGAGACCAAGAAACACAUCCCAUACAGAGAACACAAGAGUCUGACUGGAACUGCUAGAUAUAUGAGCAUCAAUACACAUCUGGGGAAAGAGCAAAGCAGGCGGGAUGACCUGGAAGCUCUGGGCCACAUGUUCAUGUACUUCCUGCGAGGCAGCCUACCCUGGCAGGGGCUCAAGGCUGACACUCUGAAAGAACGUUAUCAGAAGAUCGGAGACACCAAGAGAGACACACCGAUAGAGGUCCUCUGUGAAAGCUUCCCAGAAGAAAUGGCCACCUACCUGCGGUACGUGCGUCGCCUGGACUUCUUCGAGAAGCCGGAUUACGACUACCUGAGGAAACUCUUUACGGACCUCUUUGACAGAAACGGAUACAUCUUCGACUACCAGUACGACUGGACUGGAAAGCCACUGCCCACUCCUAUUGGUCCGGUGGCCAGCGAGACUCCACUUCAGACGAGCAACCGAGAGAAAGCACCGCAGACCAAAAACCAGUCUCCAGAGGGGAAAGGCAGUGAGUCGCAGCCCACUCCAGUGACCAAUCGAGAGCUGCUGGGCUCCCAUCUCACUGCUGAUAGGCUGGGCGGGUCCGUCCAGGUGAUGAGUUCAACCAAUGGGGAGCUGAAUACAGACGACCCCACUGCAGGACACUCCAACGCACCAAUCACAGCCAAUGCAGAGGUGGAGGUGGCUGAUGAUACCAAGUGCUGCUGUUUCUUCAAGAGGAGGAAGAGGAAAGCUCUCCAGAGACACAAAUGAAGACGAGAGAGAAACCCUGGUCUCUUUGUGCUUUCUCUCUCUCUCUCUCUCUCUCUCUCUCUGUCUCCGUCUCUAGCCCUCUUCAUAUAACCCUCUCUUUCUCCCUCAGUCCCCCCCCCUUCUGACCCUCAUUCUCUGCUGUCGGAGGUCCUGUAGUUUACCUUGGGUCGGCUGGACUGGCUGGACCACCGGGCAGCAGAAGAUGUUUGCUGAGCUGAUCUACUGGUUUUCGCUGCUCUGGAAUGAGCAGACAGACAGUAACGCGUUUGCUGUUCCACCUCGGAGCUUUAACUGUGGACUAGCUGUACCAGCGGUGGAGUCUUCGUGUAUUUAUGGUCACAAACUGAAACUGGAUCAACACAAACUGCUUGGGGGGGGGGGGGACAAGUGACCACAAACACACAGUUGAUAGACUGAUUGGCUGACAGACUGGAUUCAGCUGGUUUCUGGCUAUGUUUUUGUUGUGUUUUUUUCUUCCUUACUGACUGGUUCAGAGGAGUGUAUUUCUGUGGAGAUGGACAACAAAAGGAUGGGAAGCAUCGAGACUGUCGGACCACACAAAACACACACACACACAUAUGUACAAACACGCUGCACACUUUCUCGAGCUCAUCGUAAAGAGACUUCAUGGACAAAAAGAUGCAGCUCUCGCACAUAGUCUAUAAAGUUUUUAUUCCCUCGGGUCAAAGGAAGUACACAUUGAGCGGCUUGGUCUAUUUCCUGCAACGGAUUGAGCUCCGUGUACUUCUCAGACACAUUCACCCCCCCCAAGAGGAAGACAAACCCUCACAACCACCAGAAUCAAACGUUUAAAACAGAUGUUUAUGUGAAAACUAUGCUUUUCCCUGUUUUAAUUUGUAACUAAAAAGAAGACUGUCUACAAUUUUUUUUUUUUUGUUUCUGUCUUUUUGAGUUCAAAAAGUUUGUGUUUAGUAGUUUGGAGUGUUCCUCAAAAUGUUUUUGUUUUUUUAAUAACUUGUAUUUUUAAUUUUCUGUUUUUUUUUCCUCUUUCUCUCUGGGUUGGAGGAUGGAAAGUCUGAUAUCUCCAUUAAAAAACAACCAAACAAAAUAAAAGCUGAUCUUUAUUUAA
This is a messenger RNA of Sebastes umbrosus (honeycomb rockfish), 3568 nucleotides long. Its product is annotated as casein kinase I-like. Gene Ontology annotation, cellular component: plasma membrane; nucleus; cytoplasm. The transcript is spliced from 12 exons. Gene Ontology annotation, molecular function: protein serine/threonine kinase activity; ATP binding. Gene Ontology annotation, biological process: endocytosis; peptidyl-serine phosphorylation; positive regulation of canonical Wnt signaling pathway. Bases 1048 to 2478 code for a protein of 476 amino acids. The record is from RefSeq and is a predicted model, not a curated record. Lineage: Eukaryota; Metazoa; Chordata; Actinopteri; Perciformes; Sebastidae.